AUGGCCAUCAUCCCCGAGCAGUGCGAGCUGGACGUGGUGGAGGCGCUGAUGGCCGCCGGGCUGGACCCGCUGAGUCUGGUCGACAUCAAGCACGAGCCGAUGGACGAAGAGGAGCCCCUGCCGGAAGACCCGUACACACUUAUUCCGGAAUGUGACCCGAGUCUCGACCCGAGGCUCAACCACCAUCUUCACGACGACGGCGAGCAGUACGCGUUUGAGAUGAGCCAGAUGCCGCGGCUCGAGCCGCAGUUCAGUUACGAGCCGGUCGACGAGGUCGAGGAGCAGCAGCAGCAGCAGCAGCUGUACGACGACUACCACAAUCAGGAGCAUGAGAUGCCGAUGAACAUCGACGAGGAGCCGCAACAACCCGACAGCUUCAAACCGGCCGGCAGCAACUCGUGGAACGCCGCCAGGGUCAAGGACGAACCGAUCGACGAGUGCGAGCAGUACAACAACACCUACAGCAGCCCUGGAUACCAGGUUCCGAUGAGCGCCGAGGAGCUACAGCGGCAGAUCGAGAGCUUCGAGCCGGUCGGGAUGGUGUCGCAGAACCUCGCCAGGGUCAGGGACGAGCAACAGCCCCAAGAGCACAACACUACCUACCGUAGCCCUGAAUUCGAGAGGUCGAGGGGCGCCGGCGUCCAGGGCAAGGUCAACCUCAACCUGGCCGUCAAGAUCAAGGAGGAGCAGCAAGAGCAACAGCAGCAGUACAAUACCAUCCACGAUGACCAUAUGCCGGUCGACGACGCCGGAGAGCACGAGCCGCACCUUGAUCAGUACCAUCCCUACUCGAGCCCCCAGUACAUGGACAUGUCCAUCGAGUCGGAGCAGGAAGAGGAGGGACAGUGCCAGGGCAGCAGCUCGUCCUCCUCGAACCCAGGCGGCGAGCCUGACCUGAACACUGCGACUAUGAAAGGCGUCAACCCGAACCACCUGUCCUCCCAUACGCCCAUCGAACUCGAAAACCGCCGGCUGGAGUUGGAGCUCAAGAUCAAGAAACUUGGUGGCCACAUCGACAGACACAAGGAGGGUAAGCUGCUCGCCCCGAAGCUGAGCUACCACCGCAGCAAGAUUGCAAUCCUCAAAAAUCUCCAACCCGACCCACACCGUGUCGUCACGCGCUCCAAGGCCGUCAUUGCUGAGCAACAGAGUUUGUUCAUCUACUGGAACAUCAGUUUUUCGCUAGAGUCGGCCCCCGCCGUUGAGACGCAACCCGUCGACCCGUUGCCGUACUUCAAGCCGCGACGCCCCUAUGAGCCGCCUGCCCGAGUCCAGUACGUCAACGUCGACUACGCCGACUACGCCCUGCCC
This is a messenger RNA of Mesorhabditis spiculigera, 1311 nucleotides long. NCBI's taxonomy places the organism in Eukaryota, Metazoa, Nematoda, Chromadorea, Rhabditida, Rhabditidae. The record is from the annotation of a GenBank genome assembly.